Messenger RNA from Kazachstania africana CBS 2517, 1425 nucleotides. It is a transcript of the gene HOS1, whose product is annotated as histone deacetylase. The record is from RefSeq and is a predicted model, not a curated record. NCBI's taxonomy places the organism in Eukaryota, Fungi, Ascomycota, Saccharomycetes, Saccharomycetales, Saccharomycetaceae. Bases 1 to 1425 code for a protein of 474 amino acids. The transcript has a single exon.
AUGACCAAACUGAUAAUUGCGGCUUCAUCAUGGCAAUCACAGGUAGCAGAUUUGUUACCGUGCAAUAACUACAAGAAAUCCCAAUUAACGUAUUCUUUGUUAAGGGCUUACGGAUUAUUUGAAUAUUUUGACUAUAUCAUCGAACUUCCCAAAUGUUCCAAGCCUGAGCUGCUAGACUUUCAUCCUAGGGAGUAUGUGGAUGUCCUUAUGCACCCAGAUUUCAAUUUCGUAUUGCCGUAUGAUAAUGACGAAGCAACAUGGAAUCAUCUCAACCAUGUGGCUUUUGAUUGGAAAAAUACCCAUACAGACGAGCAAUUGGUUGAAAAAUUUGAAAUUAACGUGUGUCAAUCGAGAGAUAAACUUUUUGAAUUGUUUGAAGAACUCUCUGAUUCGACAUUGGAGCCCAAAAGCAAUCCCAAGAAGAGAUUAGCAUCUGAUCUUCUUCUAGAGGAACAGAAUGUGGCUAGUGACAGAAUUACUGACUUGGUGUCAGCCGAAACAAGACAACUUUUCAACUUAGAAGGAGAUUGUCCAAUAUUUUCUUACUUACCAAUGUAUCUACAAGUCACUACUGGUGCUACUUUAUCACUGUCAAAGUUUUUGGUACCAAACUCAAAGGACAGAACUAUAUGUAUAAAUUGGGAUGGUGGAAGACAUCACGCCUCAAAAAAGAAAGCAAGUGGGUUUUGCUAUAUUAACGAUAUAGUACUACUUAUCCAACGUAUGAGGAAAAAUGGGUUCAAAAAAAUUACCUAUUUGGAUUUUGAUCUCCAUCAUGGUGAUGGUGUGGAGAAAGCCUUUCAAUUCUCAAAAUCAAUACAGACAAUUUCAUUACAUCUAUUCGAAACAGGCUUCUUUCCAGGAACAGGUGGAUUAAGUAAUAAAGGAUCCCGUGACCUUAUAGAUAUACCAUUAUCUCAUGGAUUAACUGACGAUUACCUUUUUGAAUUAGUGAAGCAAAUAAUCAUUCCAGCAAUAGAUUUACACGCAGCUGAAGCUAUUGUAUUACAAUGUGGUGGUGACGGCCUAUCUGGUGACAAAUUUAACGAAUGGCAGUUGACUAUUAAAGGUCUUACACAGUGUAUAAUCGAUGUGAUUGGGAAAUUUUCCGAUUGUCAGAUUGUUCUUCUUGGUGGCGGAGGGUACAACGAGUUAUUAGUCAGUAGGUUCUAUACUUACUUAACCUGGAAAGUCGUCCAGAAAUAUUCCACUUUAUUGGAAGAGAACAAAUCCAUUAUUUCAGACGAUGAUACAGAACUUGUAGUGGAACAUGAAUAUAUCGAGAUGUAUGCAAACGAACACUAUAAAUUCUGGAUAUAUGAGAUAGAAGGCAGCUCCAAACACCGUAUUCUCAAGGACUACAACGAACCAGGAUCUAUAGAGCGGUUUAAGAGACAUUACGGAUUAUGUAAUGAGGACGGUUGA